Drosophila takahashii is the source of this 1691-nucleotide messenger RNA. RefSeq names its product nuclear transcription factor Y subunit beta. The record is from RefSeq and is a predicted model, not a curated record. Gene Ontology annotation, cellular component: transcription regulator complex; nucleus. Gene Ontology annotation, biological process: regulation of transcription by RNA polymerase II. NCBI's taxonomy places the organism in Eukaryota, Metazoa, Arthropoda, Insecta, Diptera, Drosophilidae.
UGGCCUGACAUACACGAAAGGCAAAUUGGCAGCUAAAAACGCGAAUUAAACUAGGAUGAUGGACGAGCAGCUAAUUGACGAGGUGGCGCAGCACGGGGUGAUCUACAACCGGCAGAAGUACUACCUGAACGGCGGCGCCAACGGGGGCAAGUACGAGACGAAGGAUGAGGCCUGGCAGCUGAUUGCGAUGAAGCUGCGCACGGACGUGGACACGUGCAAGAAGCGGUGGAAGUACCUGCGCGAGCGCUACGUCUCCCAGCGGAAGCAGGGCGAUCCGCCCGUCUACGAACACCUGUCGCGUCCCUACCUGGAGAAGAUGAAGUUCCUGGACCAGCACAUCCAGCCGCGCAAGUCCUACCGCCACGUGCCCAACUUCCUCACCUCGCCGCAGUCGGCCAACAGCUCCAGCUACAAUGAGUACCAGGUGGUGGACAAGUCGAAUGGCUCCAUGAAGAAUGUGGGCCAGUUUGGUGGCUCCAACCAGGGCCACCACUACCACCAGCCGGAUCAGCAGCAGCAGCAGCACGCCAUGAGUGCCCUGAGCACUGCGGCAGCCUCGGCGCUGGAGAACGUCAAUGGCCAGGUGAAGAUCGAGGCGGAUCAGGUCUUCAGGGACUUUGCGGCCGCCGUCGCCUCCCAGCAGCUCCAGCACAUCUCACAAUCGCAAAUGCAGCAACAGGCGGCCGCCGUGGCGGCUGUGAUGGCCGACUCCUCGCAGGGCUACCAGGAUCAGUACAAAGACGGCUCCGUGGGCGCCCAGAAUGGGGCCCAGAACAGCGGUGGUAGCCUCACCUCCACCUCGUCCUCGAUGAAAUCACCGCUGUCUUCGCCGCUGCAAGGAAUCGGAGCGGGUUCUCUCAACCAUCCUCAGCAGCAGCAGCAACAGCAGCAACAACAGCAGCAGCAACAGUCACCGGCUUCUGGUCAGCAGCUUCCGGUGGUACAUUCCUCUUCCAGCGCCACAGGCCAGGCUUCCAUGCAAAUGCAGCAGCAAUACAACCCUAAGGGCGAUGAGCUGGAUUCGUCGGCAUCCAGCAACUUCCACAUGAAGAAACCCCGUGUUCAGCUCAAUGGCAGUGCCCACAAUGGCAGCCACUUUGGCAACGACUCGGAUGACGAUUCCGAUGACAAUAGCCAUGAUCUGAUGGAGCCGCAGGUGAUGAUGCAGCAGGAGAGCCACUACAGCAAUUCGAUGCCCAUGCAGCGGGGCAAUGGAAAUGGGAAUAACACGGGCAGUAAUAGCGGUAGCCACAACACCAGCGGCAAUAGCAAUCAGCAGCAGCAGCAGCACCAGAACAUGUUUCCCUCGAACACGGACUUCCUCUUCCAGUUGUACCAGCAGUUUCCACACCAGGCCAGCGGCUCACACCCCUCCAACUUUGGUAAAUUCCAGCCGCCGCCCAAUCAUCCGGGCGUGCAGCGAUUGUCGGAGCAUCUGCUGGGCGAACUGGUCACCACGGAGCUGCUUAAGAUGAGCAAGGAGCGGAAGAAAAGUGCACAAAAGCGAAUCCUAGAAAUACUCUUCUUCGACGAUUAAAGAAAGGGCUAGCCUAAACUAAGUUUCUGUAAAUAAUGUAAACUCCAUAACUUAUAAUUUAGCUGUUAGAUGUGCAAGAUUAUUUCCCACCAAGAAGGCAUUUGCAAAAGCUAGUCAAGACCAGCAAUUAGCCCAAUUGGGAUUCCCUAUAUGC